Molecule: messenger RNA, 6562 nt
Organism: Anguilla rostrata (American eel)
Lineage: Eukaryota; Metazoa; Chordata; Actinopteri; Anguilliformes; Anguillidae
Product: interferon-induced very large GTPase 1-like
Molecular function (GO): GTP binding; protein binding
Source: RefSeq, a predicted model, not a curated record
UGACAGGGGACUGACAAAACGCGGACUGGAAUCACAUAGACAACAAUGAUAAUAGACAGCCUGGGUUAAGCAGGUAAAAACGCGUGCAGAGAGAGAGAGGUGCAGUCAGAGCAAGAGACAGGUGCAGGCAAUUGCAGAACUCAGCGUUAGAGCAGGCUAGAAAGAAAAGGGGCGGAGCUACAGCGCAGCAUGGAAAAGGGGAGACUGGUUAAUGUAUUAGUAUAGUGAUCUAAACUAUCAAAAACCCAAAACUAGUGUGUGUUAGUCCAUUAGUAAUAUUCACAUGUUAGUAUAUUAAAGAGGUUAGUACUUUACAAUCUAUAAGUUAGUAAGGAUGAGUAGAAAUUAGUAAAACUAGAAAUAAGUAGGAAGUAAGUAAAAACGAGACUGGAAGGAAGACUAUGUUUCCACGAAAACCCGGAACCACCCGAAUAGUGAAAUCACACAAAUACAGGGGAGUGAAGCAGCUCAGGGAACACAGACACAGAGACAGUACUGGGGAGGCAAGUGACCGGGAAAUACAGACUACAACAUUAUCAUUGUUAAAAAUGUAGGGAAAAAAAUAGAAAAAAUUAAGACAGAUUUGUUUGUAAUUAAUAUUUGUGUUGUGAAUAGUUUUACAAUGUCUGUGUGUAAAAUCGAAGUUGUUUUAAUAUUGUACAAAUAGAAAACGAAUAGUUCAUAUUUUAGGACAACUGCAGUCCGAUUUUUCCUUAAUUAAUUUCAUUUUGCUGAACGUAACAGUGGUUUUAGCGUCGAACUUUUAUUUUGAAAUUUUCAGACACGCGCGAAAGUCCUUACUGUCGCUAGCUUCACACUGCUUUGUUUUCCUUGCGAGGGAUUUUAUUUUUAUAGUUCCUUUAUAGUUUUCUGUAGUUCUGUUUGUGAUAUUUUCUGUGGACAGAAGUCACUGACACAUCCAUGCCAGCCUCUCGAAGGAGCAUCAAUCUGAGGGAGGAGCAUGGUUUGCCCCCAGUGCCGCAGGGAAUGUGGGCAGAAUGACAAGUUCUGCAGUGAAUGCGGCUACAGACUGUGCUCUGCAAGGACACCUGUCACAGAGCUUCCUGUACCUGGGAAGGAGACAGGGGACUCCACGGAUGUGUCAUCUGCUGACCCCAGUCGUGUUAGGCGGAACAGCAUAGACUGGACUCGUCCCAAUUUCCUGGCAUCACCCAGCAUUUCUAGAGCAGAACCCAGGCGCAGUUCUGCUGUCGUCCACAGGGUUGUGCCGUUGGGCCUGCAGCCGAGAACUGAAUGCACUGCCAUCGUCUCCCAGGAGAUGGAAGAAGGGGUGCAGAAUAAUGCCACCCCCAAAACCUUCAACAGAAACUCUAACCGACAGGAAGGGCCUGAGCACCCAGUCUGUGAGAGCCACACCCACUCUGAUGACAACACCCACUCCCAGAGCCUUGGCCACCCUGACACUGGCUCUUCUGAAGAUGAGGGAGAGGUAUUUGAAGAUGCUGUGGAGUACCCUGAAGAUGAGGCUAAGGAACCUGAAGACUCGAAGGAGUGUGUGGCUGUGUCUAAAGAUGAGAUCAUCAGUAAAGAGCCAUCUGCCCCUGGAAGGGUAAAGGCCACUGAUGUGAAGAGCAGGUCAGUGACUCUGUGCUGGGAAAGACCGGUCAGCAUGGAGGGAGUUUCUCAUGAGAUCCACAUCACCUACAGCAGUGAGGGAGAAAAGCCCAGAUCACAGAUAUGUGCCCCCAACACCACCACAGCUGUCCUUACUGAUCUGAGACCCGGGAUGGAAUAUACUUUCAACCUCACUGCAGUCCUUCCAAAUGGCAUCUGCAGCAAGACCAGCUCAACAUGCAUACAAACAAAAACUAGUCUGGAUGAACUGGUGAGUGACUUGGGACUGGAACACCACCUGAAGAACAAGCUGACUCUGAGCAAGGUGCUGGAGAUUGAUGGAGAGACUUUAACUGAUGAAAGAAUCCAGUCUCUGAAAUCUCUGCCAUGGUGUUUCCUGAGGAGGUUGAUGAUGGUGAAUGCGACUGCUAGGAGCGUGAGGUGCGCCUCAAAACAGGACAUGACUUCCCAGAAUCUGGACAGCUUAAUGAACACCCUGUGCAAUCCACAGGCCAGCAGCAACAGAGUCAACCCCCUGGACCUCAUAACUGCUGUGUUUCUCUGCUCGGAUGGCUUUCUCCAGCAGGAGAUGGUUUUGAAAAUGUCCAUGUGCCAGUUCUCUGUGCCUCUGCUCCUUCCUAAGUGUGAUACACAGCAGUGCACUUUAAUGCUCUGGGCCAUGAGGGGUAUUGUGAAAAAGUACAAGCCGCACUCUUUGGAGGACCAAAGAGGGUCUGUGGAGGAGAGCAUUGUUCUCUCUGAGCUCCCCAUGAUCUCUUUUGUGAGGCUGGGAGACAGCAGCUUGUCCAAGUCUCACAUUGUGAACCAGCUUCUCAGUAGCCCUCAGGAGCACCACGAAACCUUUGUUCACAGAAACAUGGAGUGCGGUAACACCCCAAGGAGGAUUUCCAAUGGGCUGGUGGAGAUCAGCUGGUAUCUGCCCAGUGGGAAGAGAAACAUUGACAUCUUCUCUGAGCCACUGGCUAUAGCUAACCUCCGUGGGGACCUCAGGGACUUUGAAACUCAGUACGCUUUCCUUUGUCACAACUCUGCUGCCGUAUUUGUGUUUUGUGAUGAUUUUGGGUCUGAAUACAUUUUUCUGGACUCCCAGCACCUGAAAGAUGAUUGGUUCUGGAUCAUCAAUUCACAGAGCAAGAGCUUCAAUAAAGAUGAUUUCAGCAGAUGUGUUUCUGAGUUAGAGCUAAAACCCAGUAACAUCAUCAUAAAGGGUCCGCAAAUGAAUGAUGCAAGAUUAAUCAGAAAACUGCGUUUGGGUAUCAGUGGAAUUUUGAAGGGAAACAUGCUCAAAAAGAGUGUUGACGGGAUGUCUGCUGUUGCCCAUGAGUUUGGAAUCCAGGUUGAUGAAGAUUGUGACUGCUGUAAGAAUGGAAAGCAGAAGGCUGAUGAAAUCACAGGAAGGAUAUCUGAUAUAUCAAGCUUCAAGGAGAAAGAGCUGCCCUUGCAAGGGACUGCAUGGAAACAGCUGGCCAAACUGGAGAAGGAAGAGUGCAGGAUGAAAAAUGCUGGGGAGAGAAGAAUUGAAGUUUACAGGCAUGAGCUUGCAGAUCAGAAGCAGAAGCUCAGAGCACAGCAGAGGGCUCACAAAAUCUCAGAGUCUAUGUCCCAUUUCAUCUCCGCGAUGUCCAGUUCCACAGAGGAGCGCAAGUAUUUCCUCAAGUGGAUGAGGAUCAACCUGGACAACCUGUCACGCAAAAGCCUUCCACUCCUUCAGGCGGAGUACAAGGAACAGUGUCAGAAUUCCUCAGAAAACAAGCAGCUCAUUGCAGACUUGGACAGGAAGAUCUCCAGUUGCUCCUUGGGGAUGGAGCACUUCCUGCGGGAAAUGGGUCAGCUGUACGAGUCGGCCUGCUCACAUCCCAAAGGCUUCACCUCUGAAAUUCAGCGACUGCCACGUCUGGCUGCUGAGCUGCUGCAGGAAGGCUUUCCUCUGGAGCUGGUAGAUGGAGAUGCAUCCAACAUUCCUCUGCAGUGGCUGACACAGGUUCUGAAGGAACUCCAUCAACUAACACAGGACAAAUGUAAGAUCCGGGUGGUGACUGUACUGGGCGUGCAGAGCACUGGGAAGUCCACCCUCCUGAACACCAUGUUCGGGGUCCAGUUUGCCGUCAGUAGUGGCAGGUGCACGAGAGGGGCCUUCAUGCUCCUCAUCAAAGUAAAAGAGGAUUUUAAAAAGCAGCUUGGUUGUGAUUACAUCAUGGUUAUUGACACUGAAGGAUUGAAGUCAGCAGAGUUGGCCCAGUUGGAUGACAGUUGUGAGCAUGAUAAUGAACUGGCCACUCUGGUGGUGGGGCUGAGUGACAUCACUGUCAUCAACAUCGCCAUGGAGAGCUGCACUGAAAUGAAGGACAUCCUGCAGAUUGUGGUGCAUGCCUUCCUGCGCAUGAAGGAAGUUGGGAGAAAACCCUGCUGUCAGUUUGUGCACCAGAAUGUCCCGGACCUCUCUGCCCAUGACAAAAACCUGAGGGACAGGAAGCAUCUCCUGGAGCAGCUGAAUGAGAUGACCCAAGCAGCAGCUAAGAUGGAAAAGAGUAGAAACAACAAAAACUUUACUGAUGUCAUGGAGUAUGAUCCAGAGAGAAACACCUGGUACAUCCCUGGGCUCUGGCAUGGCAACCCUCCCAUGGCACCGGUGAAUGCUGGCUACAGUGAGUCUGUGAAUCUGUUCAAGAGGAGUGUGAUUGAGCAUUUUAAAGAACACAAAUCUGGAAAGAGCUCACCACACACAUUCAUUGAGUUCCUAGAAUGGACCAGGAGUUUGUGGAGCGCAGUGAAGUAUGAGAACUUCAUCUUCAGUUUCCGCAACGGCCUGGUGGCUGAUGCUUAUGCUCAGCUUUGCACUGAGUUCAACACAUGGGAGUGGGCCUUCAGGAAGAGCAUGUUCUCCUGGUUAAGCCAAGCUGAGACAAAGGUGUCAAACUUUGGCACAAUAGCAGGGCAGAUUCAGCCAUCCUCCAAUGUAAAUGACUUACUGAGCAGCCUGAAAUAUGAGGCCUCUGUAGAACUGGCUAAAGGAGAGAAGCAAUUUGUGGACAAUCUCACUGAAUUCUAUGAUAGACCAGAGGGACACGUUCACUUGGUUGAGAAGCACAAGGAGGAUUUCAUGAACUCAGCCAAAGCCAUCCGGAAGGAGACAGAGCACUCUGUUAUAAACAAGAUAGAUGCCACAGUGGAGAUUAGAAAGGGUAUGUUCAGGUUAGAGAAAAUCAAGAAAAAUCAUACAGCUGCAAUGGAGCAGAAGGUGCUGGACCUGAUUGAGAACUGCAGGAAAAGUAAAGAUCUGUCAGAUCAAGAGCUGGAGACUGAAUUUGAGAAGAUGUGGAAUGAGGCUGUGAAAGAACUGCAGUUCUGUGGCCUGGAAAAACGAGAAAUUGUCCAAGAUAUCCAACACCAGCUGUGGGCUAACUUAGAGAUGAAAGGCAGCUCAGUACGUGAAAUGCUGUCCAAAGUGGGUGACUUGUCUGAAUGUGGAAUUGAGCCAUUCAAAGUGAAGAGUAAAGGAAUUUUUAAAAAGAUAUGGUACAAAUUUUUUGAAGAUGAGCAGAUAAAGACACAGAAGAUGGUUGAUUACAUCAUUGAGUGCAGCAGGCAGUUUGUAGCUGAACAAGUGAGAAAAAGGUCUGAUUACCAUAACACAUACAUGAUUGGCUUGUUUCGUAUGAUAGAUGAUAACCUGGACAGGCACAGGGAUCUGGAAACAAGUGCUGACUUUCAGGCCAGUCUGAAGAUCCACAUCUGUGGACAUGCAGCACGGGAGUUUCAAAAAAUGCAUUUGGAUUUUAUCCAUGCAAAUGAUCCCUGUCACUGUCUGGAGCAGUCCAAGGAACAGUACUGCACUGACUUUAAGGACCUGUUCAGUAAAAGAGACCAGUGUCAGAAGAAAGCAGAGGAGUUCACCUACUACUGUCUUGCACCAGCAAUGAAGGAAUACAUCACCAAGUCUCUGGGCCCUGACCUUGCGGAUGAAGUGUUGACAGGGCAGAAAGGCAUUGAUUUCAGCACUCGAUCCUUCUUCCAGUUCUCAAUCCUCAAGCAGCUGCUUUUAGGGGAUAACUUUAAGGAAUUUGUGAAUUACAUAACAAACUACGAGAGCUUUGUGCAGGGCUGGAUAUUUGAACAGAUGGUGAAGCAGUUCUCUGAGAGAGAUGGCCUGAGGAACAUUGAGAUUAAGCACCUGAGGGCGAUAGUAAAAAGAAUAUUGGAAGCCAUUACGAAAGCAGAGAGGAAAGCCAGUGAACGAGCGACAAUAAGGGAUGAGGAGGAGGACCAAAAUAUUCAGCAGUUCAUUCAGGAUAUCUGUAGUGACCUACAGGAGCUCGUCAUCCCCAAAGACCCCCUCAGAGCGGUCCUGGCCUUAAACACUGCCGAGCCAGUAGACUUUUCCCAGUGUCUGAAGGUGCUUGUGGCUGAAAUGGAGCAGUCCUUUACUGCAGAGUUUCAGGAAGGUGGGGAUGUGAGAACCAGGCUGACUUCACUGCCCUUUCAGCCACAGAAGGAACUGUUUAACAGGGUGUUUGGCUGUGGGAGGCAGUGUCCCUUCUGCAAGACCCCAUGUGAAGCAGGCGGCAAGAAUCACACAGAGCACUUUGCUUCCAUUCACCGUCCAGAGGGGACUGGGUCAUACAGAUACACGGUUUCGGGUAAAUUAUCUGUUCAUGUCUGCUCUACUAGUGUUGCCAGUGAGGCAAGGUUCAGGUCGAAUGAAACAGAGGGGAAAUGGCAUCCAUACAAGGACUAUCAGAGCAUUUACCCUGACUGGCGCAUCCAGCCUGACACCAGGAUCCAGGCCUCAGACUACUGGAAGUACGUCUUCAACAGGUUUAAUGAGCAGUUUGCCAAGGUGUAUGAAGCUAAACCAGCUGACAUUCCCCAUUGGACAGAUAUAACCCAAGACCAAGUGAAAAGCCUGGAGGAAUCCUUCCAGAUGAAAACAGAGGAGAUUAAAUUUAGAUGGAUCUUACCUGUGUGA